Auanema sp. JU1783 is the source of this 1830-nucleotide messenger RNA. Lineage: Eukaryota; Metazoa; Nematoda; Chromadorea; Rhabditida; Rhabditidae. The record is from the annotation of a GenBank genome assembly.
AUGAGUCUUCGGCUAUUAAAUUGGAAUGGCAGAACCUUCAGUAAGUUGGUUCGGCUGGCAUCAACUACCACUUCACCGAACGCUCCUCCUACCAAGCAAUACGAACCGAAGUCUCCGGAAUGCGCAAAAGAGAUUGAAGAAUGUUUCAAAAAACUUGAUCUAACUUUCAAAAACACUGAAGAAGCUUUCAAGAGUAAAAGCAAUUCUGAAGUGAUUCGAGCUCUAGUUGUGCUCCGAUUAUGUGGAAUUAAUUUCCUGGUACAGCAUAAUCACCAUAUUUUGGGAGUCAUGAGACGUAUUCUCGGAAAGAAUUUGUUCAAGAAGGUGUUGAAAAGCACAUUUUAUGGCCAUUUCGUGGGCGGUGAAACAAAAGCUGAAGUUGAACCUGUUAUGGGUCGUUUAAAAACUUUCGGAGUAAAAUCUAUUCUAGAUUAUUCUGUUGAAUGUGACAUUACUCCACAAGAAGCAGCUGAUAAAACUGAAGGAAGCUCAGUAGAUGCCAAAAUCGAGCCAGUUGCUAUUACCAGUACUGUAGACUCAGAAACAUUAUCUUCCACUCAAGCAAAAUACCGUUCUCACAAAGAUUUUGCUGAUCGUCGAGCUCAUGUCGUAAGCGCAAGAACCUACUUCUACGAUGGUGAAGAGAACUGCGACAAAAACAUGGAAAUAUUUAUGGAAUCCAUAGAUGCUGUUGCUCACGCUACUGGGGGAGAAGGCAUUGCUGCAAUCAAGAUCACAGCUCUUGGACGUCCUGCCUUACUUCUAAAGCUUUCAGAAUCAAUUGCUCAAGCCCACAAUUUCUUCAAAACUUUAACUGGAAUGGGACAGUUGCAGAUGAGUCGUCUGAGCGAAGAAGAAUUUGUUAACAAAUUGAAGGCUUUCGGAGUUAAAGCUGAUUCAAAGGUUGUGAAAGAUUGGUUCAAAACUGUUGACUUUGACGCUGAUGGGUUCGUAGAUUUCCAUGGAUGGGAUAAGAUCCUCGAUGACAAUGCAAAGUUAGGCGAGAUGUUCAAAGUUUUGAACGUUAAGUCUGGACAUUUAGAACCUUUGAUCACAAACUUAACUAGCACUGAAGAGAUGGAGUUCGCUAAUAUGGUCAGAAGGACAAUCAAAGUUGCCGAAUAUUCAAUUCAAAAAGGUGUUCGCAUUAUGGUUGAUGCUGAACAGACAUAUUUCCAACCAGCUAUUUCUCGGAUUGCAAUUGAACUCAUGAGGAAGUAUAAUAAGGAACGUGGAAACAUUUUCAAUACUUAUCAAGCUUACUUGAAAAAUACUCUACAAAACCUAGAAUGCGACAUGCAAUUAGCUCGAAGGGAAAAUUGGCAUUUCGGAGCUAAGCUUGUUCGUGGAGCUUACAUGGAACAAGAGAGAAAACGAGCUGAAGCUAUCGGCUACGAAGAUCCAAUCAACAUUGAUUUUGAGCAUACCACAAGAAUGUAUGAGAACUGUUUGACUCGUCUAGCGGACGAAGAUACCCGACGAGGACGUGGAAACGUGUCAGUGAUGAUUGCCAGUCAUAACGAAGACACUGUUCGUUUUGCUGUACAAUUAAUGAAAGAACGAGGAAUUGCACCAAGUGAAAGAAUAAUGUGUUUCGCUCAACUAUAUGGUAUGUGCGACCAGAUCUCAUUCUCGCUUGGACAAGCCGGCUAUUCUGUUUACAAAUACUUACCAUAUGGACCUGUAGAAGAUGUGUUACCUUAUUUAAGUCGUAGAGCUAUAGAAAAUGGAAGUAUAUUAAAGAAAGCUAAUAAAGAACGGGAUCUUCUUUGGAUUGAAUUGAAGCGCCGAUUAAUGAAAGGACAAUUCACUUAUAAUCCCACAGCAUAG